AUGGCUACACUCCUCCCUGGCCCUCUUCCCCCGCGAUUCGCUGAUCUGAAGCGCGAGAUCGCUGAGUCUUACGGUCCUGGCUUUGAGCAACAUAUAACUAUAGCUUGGGAGGACCUCCUACGCGAACUUGCUAAGACUACCUCCGAGAUAGAGAACGCUGGCUCACAGAUUAUCCCUCAGGUGGCGUUCGCUGAGCUCGACAAUCUUACCCCGGAGCAGAUCGCCGACAUCAAGAAACGUGGCUGCGUUGUCAUCAAGGAUGUAGUCGAUGAUGAGCAGGCCUCUGGCUGGAAGACUGAUCUCAAGCAGUUCGCUAUUGAUAAUCCCAUGAUCCCCGGCUUCCCAGAGGAUGACAAACAAUUUUUCAACGUAUACUGGUCGAAGCCGCAGGUCGAAGCUCGUGCCCAUCCCAAUGUCCUCAAGGCCAGCGCGAGGCUUAACGAAUUCUACCAUGCGAACGGCAAGACACACCUGGACGGCGUGGAUCUCAAGACUCCACUCAGCUACGCUGAUCGAUACCGCAUUCGCAAAGCAGACGGAAAGCCGUGGUCUAGAUUCCCGCCUCACGUCGACGGCGGUUCUAUUGAGCGCUGGGAAGACCCUACAUUCCGGUCGUGCUUUGCCGACAUUCUCAGGGGUCAAUGGCGUGAGCACGACGCCUACGACCUUGAGGGUCGCAUCAACGCCCGCUCUUCUAUGUAUGGUCGUCCCAAUCAAGCCAGCGUCUUCCGUACCUAUCAAGGUUGGCUUGCGAUGAGUGACAUCGGCCAACGCCAAAGCACGAUCUGCUUCUUCCCGGAUGUAGUGCUCUCAAAUGCGUACACGAUAUUGCGCCCGUUCUUCCGCCUGAAGUCGAACCCUGUCUCCGAUGAUGCACUCGCCGUAGAGAACUGGGAGUAUGACAUCACCAAUUCGGACUUCCCUGGCAUAUACUCGAUGAGCGACGGAAAGGGUUAUGCUGGCCCGCGCCCCAACACUGAGAGUCACCCACAUCUCAAUCUUGACAAGACCAUGACGCCCAUCCCCCAUGUCUCGCCCGGGGAUAUGGUUUUCUGGCACUCCGACCUCAUUCAUUCCGUCGUUAGCGAAUUUGAAGGAACUGGCGAUUCUUCUGUCAUGUACAUCGGAGCUGUACCGACUACCAAGCAGAACCUGGAGUACAUCGCACGCCAGCGCGAGACGUUCGAGCGUGGAGUCAUACCACCCGACUAUCCCCAAGCGUCGCCUGAGAUAUCCUACGUGGGUAUCGGACGUCCUGAACAUAUCCUGGGCGAUGCAGGCCGUCACGCUAUGGGUUUCCCGAUCUUGACUUCUGCUUGA
Molecule: messenger RNA, 1320 nt
Organism: Peniophora sp. CBMAI 1063
Lineage: Eukaryota; Fungi; Basidiomycota; Agaricomycetes; Russulales; Peniophoraceae
Source: the annotation of a GenBank genome assembly